Molecule: messenger RNA, 495 nt
Organism: Sinocyclocheilus rhinocerous
Lineage: Eukaryota; Metazoa; Chordata; Actinopteri; Cypriniformes; Cyprinidae
Product: nuclear valosin-containing protein-like
Exons: 4
Coding region: 1-471 (156 amino acids)
Molecular function (GO): ATP binding; ATP hydrolysis activity
Source: RefSeq, a predicted model, not a curated record
AUGAACAGCUCGCUGACGUCCCUCUAUCAGAGAGCAGUGACCCCUCAGAAGAGGACUGGAAACAGAGAGCAGGAGAACAUCUUCAUCGAUCUGUGUGAGGAAGAGUCCUCCAGCCAGCAGUCUGUGUUUGUCAUGAGAUGUAAGAGCCAGAGCCAUGAGCUGCAGUUCUCGUCUGUGAAGUUUGAGGAUUUCGGCGGCAGCGAGGAGACUCUAGAGGAGGUCUGUAAGCUGCUGAUCCACACGAGGCAUCCGGAGGUGUACCAGCGGCUGGGAGUGGUUCCUCCGCGGGGGUUCCUGCUGCACGGCCCGCCCGGGUGUGGGAAGACACUGCUGGCUCAGGCUGUGGCUGGAGAGGUGGGUCUGCCCAUGCUGAAGGUCUCGGCUCUGGAGCUGGUGUCAGGAGUCUCUGGGAAAUCAGAGCAGAAGCUGCAGGAACUGUUUGAGCAAGCCAUAGUAAGAGUCACACCCUGAACACUUCUUAGGGUUAAACAGUCG